UAUAUUAAGGAAAAAUAUCAUAAGUCCGUACAAGCAGAUAUCCGGUAAGCUGGAUUGAGACACCGUUAAUAAUUGAGAGAUCGUCGAUUCAUCGGUGUUUAACUUGACUUGAUAAGUACUCACACCAAUGGCCAAAAUAAGAAGGGAGAAAAGUAGGGUAUAAAUAAAAACUCGAAUGCUAAGGACGUCGAACGUAAAUUCCCUGCCCACAAUAACUUUUCCAAUGGAGUGUCGCUUUUUUUGCGCUCUUCCUCCGAACAGGCAAAUUCAAGUCGGGAUAAUUGUAGUAUGGUUGGAUUUCAUCGCCUGCAUUAAGUCGAGAAUAAUACCCCCAGAUAAGAGGAAAAAGGUUGCGCAAGCGUGUGAUAAGUGUAAAAGAAGGAAGCAGAAGUGUAAUGGAUUACAACCGUGUAACGUGUGUCAUGCAAAAGGGUUUACAUGCGAAUAUACCGCUAUCGAUAAACGAAUUUUAAAAUCUUCAAAGAAGAACAGUUUGGGUCCUGAGUCAUUCACUGAAUCAUCUGGAGGCACGCCAAUCGAUAACUCGAGUGUGUUGUCAGAAACACCUGGUACUGUGUCCGAAGAUAGACAAGAACCAGGACAACAGCAGCAACGAGAUCACUUGUCUACUAUAGACUCAAAUCCUUUUAUCAACACAAAAGAUGCUGCACGGAUCCCUUCGUCUUUACAGCCUCUUUUGAGCUUCCCCUUGAAUAUCACAGAGGGACAUGAUGAUGCAAUUGUUUCAUUGGGAUCUGACCAAAAUUGGAGACUGUUGUUUGACGAUGGUGGAAAUUUAAGAUUCUUAGGUGAAAGUUGUGGAAUAUCCUACCUCUUACAAUGCAGAAAACUGUUUAGUAAAGUCCUGGGUCAUCAAUCAUUCUCCGAUGAUCCUGAGAGACUGAGGUACAACGACCGUACUGCCAUUGUGCUUAACGGUACCAAGGUCCCACUACCAUCAAGGGAAUAUACAGAUUACCUUGUACGAACUUUUAUGAACAAUUUGAACAAUGUCCUAUACAUAGUUGAUUACUCUGCAAUUCCGAAAUUCGUUGAUGACAUUUACCGCUCACGCAAUAAGGAACAUGACAAGUGUAUCCUUAUGCUAAUAUUGGCUAUAGGUUCCAUCUUUGCCAAAGCUGAACUCCUGACGAACGUUUUCCCCUUCCCCAAGAGUCAAUACAUUGAACACGUUGAGUUUUUCCAGUCGGCUAACACCAUUCUGAAUAGUGUCUUGGAAGAUGGAGAUUUAUGGCUUGUGGAAACUCAUUUGUUGAUAUUUUUCUAUUACCAUUUUGCUGGGUUUAAACAUUUGGCAUGGGUCAAACUAGGGAAUGCAAUCAGACAUGCUCAGGGCUUAGGGCUUCAAAGAAAAUAUGUAAACGAAUCCUUCAAAAGCUCAGCUGUUGUUCUUCACAGAAGACGUUUAUUUAUAAGUCUUUUCAUCAUGGAUACUCUUUCAGCAGUUCAUUUGGGACGUUCGAUGACUCUAAGAGAAAAUGAGUGGGAUGACAUGCAAUCUUUACAGUCGAUUGAUGACUUCUCUCAAAAGCUACUACAAGUCUGUCUUCUCAAUAGUGAAGUGUUGAGAAACAUCUACUUUAAUCCCUCGGUGACCAUAAAGAGUGCCCUCAAAUUAGCUGUUCAGUUGAAGCUAUAUGCAUUACGAAAUCCUGUGAAACCAAUGUCUUUGGAAGUAUCAUCGGCACCUGUUGAUCAUAAAUUCUUGUUGCCAUAUGUUAUUUAUCUCCACAGUAUUGUGCUUUUGUCAAGGCCAUUUUUCCACUUUGUCAUUCUAAACAAACUUGGCCUUGUAAACUAUACUCCAGAUCCAACACGGAUCUCACACCUGAAAAGCUUUUAUCAAAGCUGUAUUAAGGCAUCGUUGCUUGUCAUUAAGACAGUGGAAUACUGUUACUAUCAAAACAUUCAUCCUUUCAAACCCAUGAGUCUUGUGUCCUGCACAUUCCAUGCAGGCUUGGUUUUGGGCCUCCUAUUGCUGUUGAAACUUCGUGGCAUUGACGAUGAGAUGUUUGCAGAUGACCCUAGUAUCGUUGUUGAUAAAGACGCGAUGAUAUUAAACGCAAUGUCAUCCAUUAUCAAAGUAUUAGACCAUUGUGGUAAGUUGGAUCCGCAAUCUAAGAGAUACUCUGUCAUAUUACAAAGCAUGCUGAAUGCUACAGAAGUUAAGAAACCAGACAUUGCUGGAAUGACUAACAGCAACAGCAAUGGCCAAUUUCUCGACGAUUUGCUAUACAAUGUUCUUGAUAAUGGUAAUACUGACCGACAACAAAGUUCCAAUCAUUAACGUUCUUCUUGAUCUAUAAUGUAAUCUAUAAUAUAAUGCUCCGG
Williopsis jadinii is the source of this 2352-nucleotide messenger RNA. RefSeq lists its product as uncharacterized. The coding region runs from base 176 to 2308 and encodes 710 amino acids. The record is from RefSeq and is a predicted model, not a curated record. NCBI's taxonomy places the organism in Eukaryota, Fungi, Ascomycota, Saccharomycetes, Phaffomycetales, Wickerhamomycetaceae. The transcript is spliced from 3 exons. Gene Ontology annotation, biological process: DNA-templated transcription; regulation of DNA-templated transcription. Gene Ontology annotation, molecular function: DNA binding; zinc ion binding; DNA-binding transcription factor activity, RNA polymerase II-specific.